GUCAAAAACGUGAUUGAGUGUUUUUCAAUGUUGUGAUAUGUUUAUGUCAAUAUUGAACUUAACUCUUUUGGUAUAUUCAAUAUACAUUUUUAAAGAAAUCUUGGGUGUACGACUUAACAGAAAAAAAGAGUGGUUUAACUAUAUUUAAAUUCAACUCGGCAUGGCCUUUAAAAUGAACUACAGUUUCGAAGGAAAUUCCAAAUCUAAACCGGAACAAAACCUAUCCGGCGCAAGCAAGAAACUAUCGAGAGACGUCUUAUUACAAAAAACACAAGAAGAGCGUCGAAAUCGACAUGAACAAAGGUUAAAACUUCAAAGUGCCAAACUGCUACAGUCUCAUAUACGGAGCUACAUAGUCAGGAAACGCGUCAAACACGCCGAGAGGCAGCAGUACGACUCCGAAGCCAUGUUACACAAACGGCUAGCAAAACUUUUAUUUUUUUUCGACAAAAACCAGGACAUUUUUCGACUGUAUGAGCUCGCCCAUCAGUGUGUGGCCCAAAAAGAUGUGGUAGAACGGCAAAUGGAACUGGAUACAUUCUUCGCAUGGUCAAUAAAGAGAUUACUAGUUUUGUGUUUGAAAAAUUGUUUCGAUCAUCGGUUUUUGGACGUGACCCUCUCUGCACUGAAUGCUUUCGCUCAUGAUUCGCAGACAGUGUUUUACUUAAUAAAGAAAGGGUACUUUACAUAUUUACGAUCCGCGCUUGACAGCGUUCAAGGUACACAACUUGAACAAAUCAUUGUACUUAUUAGUAAACCAUUCAAGUUUUUAAACGAUUACGGGCCCUCCCAAGAUCUAGUGAUGUUCGAGUUUUGCAACAGUUUCCUCAAACCCACAAUCACUGCAAACGUCAAGUUUAACCUAUUCCCGUAUCUGAAGCUACGCCUGGACGUAAAUUACUACGAGAAGAUUAUAAAUUAUUUAAAUAAUAGUUACGAUUUUGAUGGUGGUAACAACCUGUUUUACAGCAUAUUGUUGCUUGAGCCAGACAAUUACGAGCCCAAUUUGGAUAGCAUACAGGUGUUGGCCGCGCUCAGCAAAUAUAUUUACACUUUAAAGCCUCUCUCGGACUUGACCCAUGAUGACAGCGAUGACGAAGACGAGGAUAGAGAUAUGGAACAGCAAAUAUUGCUUUCCGAUUAUCUUCAUAUACUGAAUAAACCCGAAAAGGUGCGCAAGUGGAUAAAUUUUUUUGAGGCGAAUUUUGACAAUCGCGACGUGCUGCUGGCGUUCGUCAAACUAUGCCAAAAUUUGCUGCUGGUUUACAACAAUUCCAUCAGGAAAUACCUGUUGUUAUACAAGCUGGGCUUGAACGGCACGUUCCUCGGCAGCCUGUGGCGCGACAUUCGGAAAAAAGUGACCGAUUUACAGUUGAAAGGCUCGUCGUUGGUAACGUGGAAGAGCGGCUACUCGGUCCUGGCCGUAUUCUGCGACGUGUUCACCUUUUACACGGAAAACCUGACGGACAAGGAGAACUGCGACACGAGCGAUACCUUCUCGCAGCAGGACCUGGAGGAAAUGUCGAAACUGCUCAAAGAGACCGUCGUCGAUCUGAUAGACGUCGCGUACCCCAUGUGCAGGUCGAGCGCCGUGACGGCGACCUUGGAAAUCACCCACUUGUAUAGGGCGUGUUUGACGUGUGUGAGGAUACUGUACAUGCUCGACAUGCGCAAACACUACUGCCCGUCUGGCUUCUGGACCAGGAGAAAAUUUCACGUUUCUCUGGACCUGGCAAGGAAAAAUUACCUCUGCAAACCAAACCGUCCGUUCGGGGGGCUGGCGGCGACCAUGACAAGCUACGCGGACGAAAAUGAACACCUCCCGCCCAUGUCCACCAUAGAACAGCGGUCAUUGGCCAUCCUCCAAGAACUGCCAUUUCUGAUACCGUUCAAUACGAGGGUUCUGCUGCUGCGCGACCUGUGCCGCUACAGUGUCGGCGAAAACGACUACCAGCGGAUAUACCACCAACUGAUGAACGACAACACGAUAGUGAUCAGGCGGAACUACCUCUAUGAGGACGCGUUCGAAAAGAUCUCGACGAAGAGUGAGACGGAUUUUAAGCGCCGCCUCAGGAUUCAGUUUGUCAACAAUAUCGGUCUCGAGGAAGCCGGCAUCGACGGCGGCGGUAUCUUUAAAGAGUUCAUCAACGAGGUGCUGAAAACCGCGUUCGACCCGAACAGAGGAUUCUUCCUGAUGACGGCCGACAACGCCCUCUAUCCGAACCCGAACGUCCACCUGAUAGUGUCCAACUUCGCCGAUCACUACAACUUCAUCGGGCGGCUGGUGGGGAAGGCCAUAUUCGAGAACAUCCUCGUCGACCUUCCGCUCGCGGAAUUUUUCUUGGCGAAAUUGCUCGUGGACAGGGCCAGCGCCCAUUAUCUAAAAUCUCUCGAUCCGAUCCUCUACCGGAACUUGCUCUACCUGCGCGAUUAUUCCGACGGGGACGUGAGCGAUUUGGGACUCGACUUCACCGCCGUCAACAACGACCUGGGCGAGACGACGAUCGUCGAACUGAAACCUAACGGUCGCAACAUCCCGGUGGUGAACGAAAACCGCCUGGAGUACAUCCAGAGACUGGCCGACUUUAAGCUCAACGCGCAGCUGAAGAAGCAGUGCGCGGCGUUCCGCGAAGGGUUGAACAGCUUCGUGCCGUUGUCGUGGCUGAAGCUGUUCAAUCACCGGGAGCUGCAGGUUAUCGUAUCGGGAGACACCCAAGAGAUCGACCUCAGCGACCUGCGCGCGCACACCGUCUACUCCGGAGACUUCACCUCAGACCACCCGACUGUUCUCCUCUUCUGGAAGAUACUUUACGGUUUCACGGAACUACAGAAGAAGCAACUGCUCAAGUUCGUGACAAGCUGUUCGCGGGCACCCUUGCUCGGUUUUAAGGAACUCAAUCCGCAGUUUUGCAUCCAGUCGUCCGGCACGGAGAACCGAAUGCCCACGGCUAGUACCUGUCUAAAUCUGCUGAAGAUACCCGUGAUACGGGAGGAGGAAACGUUGCGGACGAAAAUACUCGCAGCCAUCGAACAGAAUGCAGGCUUUGAGCUGUCUUAGACCCCCUCAAGUGCAAAGUGAGGUUAGAUCUACUGUGAACUUACUGACAAUGAUUGUUCUACAUGUUACAGUCUGUUAUUAUAUUACCGUGUAAAUAGCGCGAAAUAAAUUAUUUUUCAAAAAAAUCACGGGCCAUUUACCUACAAUAGGUGUUUUCU
This is a messenger RNA of Cylas formicarius (sweet potato weevil), 3216 nucleotides long. RefSeq names its product ubiquitin-protein ligase E3C. Gene Ontology annotation, molecular function: ubiquitin protein ligase activity; protein binding. Bases 161 to 3058 code for a protein of 965 amino acids. Gene Ontology annotation, biological process: ubiquitin-dependent protein catabolic process; protein polyubiquitination. Lineage: Eukaryota; Metazoa; Arthropoda; Insecta; Coleoptera; Brentidae. The record is from RefSeq and is a predicted model, not a curated record. The transcript has 3 exons.